Molecule: messenger RNA, 934 nt
Organism: Vigna angularis (adzuki bean)
Lineage: Eukaryota; Viridiplantae; Streptophyta; Magnoliopsida; Fabales; Fabaceae
Product: protein PLANT CADMIUM RESISTANCE 2
Exons: 4
Coding region: 154-714 (186 amino acids)
Source: RefSeq, a predicted model, not a curated record
CUUAUCCAAAGCCAGAGACCUUGACCCGUAUUAUGAACGAACCACACCCAAACUUUACACUAUAAUCAAACGAAUCGACCCAACUCUAUAAAUCCGCUCCUUCAUCCGAAACCCAGAACCACAACACCAGUGUUAAUUUCCUGCUACGGCAUUAUGUAUGGAGCAGGUUCAGAUCCGACGAAGCCAACGGCAACGGGUUUCCCCGUUAGUUACAGCACUUCAACGACAUACACCACCACCAACGACACUUCUUCCUACGCGCCGCCGGCACCUCCUCAGCCCAAACCUAUCGUUGAAUGGUCCACCGGCCUCUGUGAUUGCUUUUCCGAUUGUGGAAACUGUUGCUUAACGUGGUGGUGUCCGUGUAUUACCUUUGGACGGAUUGCGGAAAUCGUUGACAGGGGAUCCUCAUCGUGUGGUUCGAGUGGGGCUCUGUAUACGCUUGUUUGUUGUGUGACAUGUUGUGCUUGCAUAUACUCGUGCUUCUACCGAUCCAAGAUGAGAAGACAGCAUGGUUUAAAGGGAAAUGGAUGUACUGAUUGCUUGAUUCAUUGCUGCUGCGAGCCCUGCGCUCUCUGUCAAGAGUAUCGUGAGCUUGAAAGCCGUGGCUUUGACAUGAUUAUUGGUUGGCAUGGAAAUGUAGAGCAACGAAGUCGGGGAGUGGCCAUGACUGCCUUAACAGCUCCAUCAGUGGAACAGAGCAUGAACCGUUGAAGUGAUCCUAGUAUGUUAAACCUCAAGAAUAAUGUUUCUAGUUGUAACUAAUGUCAUAGUAUCUUAUAUGUUUUUUCCCCUCUUUCUAUCUGAACAUGCUCCCAUAAUCUAAGACUCACUCUCUCUAUUCAAUUACUAAACCAAAUACAAGGUAUUAAAUAAUUAUCCUGUACUUGGACUCAAAUUAUUUUUAUGAUUUUGGCAAGUCAACGAUAUUUAC